Pyrenophora tritici-repentis Pt-1C-BFP is the source of this 1026-nucleotide messenger RNA. RefSeq lists its product as uncharacterized. Lineage: Eukaryota; Fungi; Ascomycota; Dothideomycetes; Pleosporales; Pleosporaceae. Gene Ontology annotation, molecular function: arylformamidase activity. The record is from RefSeq and is a predicted model, not a curated record.
AUGCCACCACCACGCCCUCCCUUCUCUUCGCUCCCCCUCUCACCUUCCGGCCCACCCCUAAACGCAUGGUCCCUCUACGGCCCCUCCGACACCCUCGGUGCCCUGAACACGCUCACUCCCACAGUCACCCGCGCCGCCGCCCUUGAAAUCCGAACCGGCAACCGAAUCUCCCUAGACUGGUACCUCAACCUACCAUCCCACCCCUCCUUCUCCAGGCCCCCUUUUGCGCAUAAAAUGACCAAUAAAACCCACCCAGACGGCACCAAGCGAACCGUCAACGACGACCAUCUGGAUUUCAACACGCAGUGCAGUAGCCAAUGGGACGGACUGCGGCAUUAUGGGUAUCAGGGAAGAAAGCUGUAUUACGGGGGCCGAACGCAGGAGGAUCUUGAGGAUUCAGAUAUACUAGGCAUCGACGGUGUAGCGCACAAAGGCGGUAUUGUAACGAGGGGUGUUAUUCUAGACUACCCGCGGUGGCUGGAGAGGCGAGGAGAGAAAGAGGUGUAUGCGCUACAAGCGGAGAGUAUAGGAGCGGAGGUGUUGGAGGAGAUGCUAAGAGAGACGGGCGUGCAGACUAGAGAGGGGGAUUUGUUACUUCUGCGAACGGGGUUUACGAGGGAUUAUGCGGGUUUGGGGGAGGAGGAGCGGAAGGCGUUGGCGGGGAAGCCGCCGCAGUUUUUGGGGGUGAGGAGCGAUGAGGGAGUGUUGAGGUGGAUUUGGGCGAGUGGGUUUGCUGCUGUUGCAUCUGACGCCCCCUCCUUCGAAAUGGCACCACUAGUAGGUCCGCACACCACCCCAGGCAACCUCUGGGCCGGAAAACCCUGGGAGCAAGAACUACAAGGCGGUGGACUGAUACACCAAGUCCUUCUCGGUGGGUGGGGCGUCAUGAUUGGCGAGAUGUUCGAUUUAGAACGCUUGUGUGAGAAAAGUGUGGAGUUGGGGCGGAGCACCUGCUUCGUCAGUAGUGUGCCGUUGAAAGUUCCUGGUGGUGUAGCGAGUCCACCGAAUGCUGUCGCCAUUUUCUAG